GUCACCUUCUCCCUCUUCUACACCACUCUGCUGGUGUUCGGCGCCUGCGGGAACAUCUUGGCCCUCUGCAUCACCUUCCAACGCAGGAAGAAGAAACUCAACUCCACCGAUCUUUACCUGGUGAACCUGGCUCUCUCCGAUGCCCUCUUCACGCUGGCGCUGCCAGGCAGGAUCACUUACUACAUCCUGGAGUUUGACUGGCCCUUUGGGGACUGGUUCUGCCGGGCCACAGCCUUCAUUUUCUACAUGAACACCUAUGUGGGCAUCUACUUCAUGACCUGCGUGAGUGUGGACCGCUACAUCGCCGUGGUGCGCACCAGGCACCCUGGCAGGAUCCGGAAGAUGAGCCGUGCCAGGGGCAUCUGCGUCCUCAUCUGGUCCUUGGUGUUCCUGCAGACGGCACCGUUGCUUCUGCGGCCCAUGACGCGAAGGAUGGGAGACAAGCUGACGUGCAUGGAGUACUUCAACUUUGAGGAGAUUCCCAAGCUGCCCUAUCUGCUCCUGGGGGCCUGCGUGCUCGGCUUCUUCCUGCCCGUGGGCAUCAUCUUGGUGUGCUAUGUGAGGAUCAACCUCAAGCUCUGCCAGACGGCCAAGGAGAACCCGCUGACAGUGAAGAAUGGGCACCACCGCCGGGCCUUCACAGUCAUCCUGGUGGUGCUUCUGGCCGUUCUGCUCUGCUUCAGUCCCUACCACCUCAACAUCGUCCAGUUCAUCUGCUCCCAGCCGUCCUGCCGCGAGCAGCAAGCCUUCAAGAUGUCCCUGCAAGUCACCGUGGCAUUCAUGAACUUCAACUGCUGCAUUGACCCCAUCAUCUACUUCUUUGCCUUUCGAGGCUACAAGCGGAGGCUGCUCCGCAUCUUCAGGAACAGCGGCUCAACGGCCACCUCCUCCACUGCCAAGACCCCCUCCGAAAGCAACAGCAACAGCCAGCCACCCGGCUCUGUCUCUGUCUAG
This is a messenger RNA of Tauraco erythrolophus (red-crested turaco), 954 nucleotides long. Its product is annotated as G protein-coupled receptor 183. Gene Ontology annotation, biological process: G protein-coupled receptor signaling pathway. Lineage: Eukaryota; Metazoa; Chordata; Aves; Musophagiformes; Musophagidae. The record is from RefSeq and is a predicted model, not a curated record. Gene Ontology annotation, cellular component: membrane. Gene Ontology annotation, molecular function: oxysterol binding; G protein-coupled receptor activity.